Aedes aegypti (yellow fever mosquito) is the source of this 1529-nucleotide messenger RNA. Its product is annotated as transcription factor grauzone. The coding region runs from base 74 to 1477 and encodes 467 amino acids. Lineage: Eukaryota; Metazoa; Arthropoda; Insecta; Diptera; Culicidae. Gene Ontology annotation, molecular function: zinc ion binding. The record is from RefSeq and is a predicted model, not a curated record. Gene Ontology annotation, cellular component: nucleus. The transcript is spliced from 2 exons.
GCACGUACAGAGGCUCAUUCAACUUUCAUUCGGUGGCAGAUGUGGUUCCUCCGGUUCGAGCGCAUCCGUAGUCAUGAAUAGCGCUACAAUCUGUUUCAUGUGUGGUCAAAAUUCUGUGGAGUUGCACCUGGCAUCAGACGACUCAAGGCUCAGUAUCAGCAAUAUUAUCAGCCAACAUUUCUGGUUUGAGGAAGAUGUCCUGCAAACUGCCUUCAUUUGUGAGUCUUGCUGGCAGAAAGUGGAUCAAUUCCACCGCUUCUACCAAGAGGUGAGACAGCACCAUGAUCAAUUGAUGCAACCCGACGCGGUUUUCAUCAAACAGGAAGAGAUUGAGCUCGUGGAUGAGGUAGAGGGAAGAAUUCAAGAGUUUUGUACAGAGGAUGUAGUACUGGAGGAAGUAGGGAACCCAUUCGAAGAAAAGAGUGAAGUUGAAAACGAAUGCAAGAAACAACCAGUUACAACGAAUUCUAAAUCGAAACCCAUCUCCUCGAGAGAAACCAAACAACGGGAAGAGGAUGAUUUCAUCAAACAGCACAGACCUUUCCUUUGUGACGAUUGUCCUGUGAAGUUUGAGAGUUUCGCAAUGAUCCUUCGUCAUACAGUCGACAUUCAUGGGAAGCCAUACAUUAAGUGCUGUAACGUACGGUACAGAAAUCGAACUUUACUAUUCCAACACGUCCAGCUUGUGAUCAAUCCCGAUGCGUUCAAAUGCGAAAUUUGUGGCAAAUCGUACAUGUUACAUUCCACAUACGUGCGUCACAAACAGGAAGUUCAUCUGAACGAGGAUCAAUUGGUUUUAAAAUGUGAUCGAUGCCCGAAACUUUUCUCUAAGCAAGACCUGCUCCGGCGCCACAUAGCCAAACAUGAAACCCUGGAGAAGGAGGAAGCCAAAUGCGAAAUCUGUGGCAAGUGCUUUGGGACGCAAAUUUCCCUGAGGGAUCAUAUACAGGCCAUUCACGAGAAGAAAGCCAACUACAUCUGCGAGAUCUGCUCGAAACCAUUCACCAAACGGCAAGUUUUUCUGGACCAUCGCAUAACUCACGACCUUACGGCAGACCAACUGAAGAGGCAGUGUCCGAUUUGCAAAAAGUGGCAAAAGAAUCCCAAAAUCUGGAAGAAACACAUAACACGACAUAAAAGCGAGGGAGCAUUCAAGUGCGAUCAAUGCGAUCACGUUUCCAUUAACUUGGUGGCGUUGAAGUGUCACAUUGAACGGCAACAUAAGAAAAUGCGGAAGUUCGUGUGCGAUCUGUGCGGUAAGGAGUAUUCGCGUCCGGUAACGCUGAAGGAGCAUGUCGCCAAUGCGCACACGGGACAACCACUGUACCAAUGUACGUUUUGCGACAAGAAUUUCUUCUCGAAUGCCUCCAUGUACUCGCACAGGAAGAAGGUUCAUCCACAAGAGCUGGAGGAGUACAACAGGACCAAGUAUAGCAUGGCGGAAAAGAGCGGAGAAAGUGGUGAUGGAAUGCUGUAAUAAUUAAUAAUAAAUCUUUAUUAAUCUUAAUAAAUUAUUAGCAAAUCUUCUA